AUGACCGCUGGCAGCCUCGAAUCUAAACCUUCUGGCAACAUGUCAACCACCGUUCUUGAAACCGACGCGACACGCCCGUCCGUUCCCCUCAUCAGCAGCGCGACCCUCUUCUCGGGCAAGAAGCUUGAUAAGCUCAAAGGCAACUGGGAGGAGUGGAAGGACGGGAUCUACCCAGCUGCGUGUCUCUCUGGUCUCUGGGCAUAUAUGUCCGGAACCUCCCUAUGCCCUGACCAACCUUCCGAACCUCAAGCCCACUCCAACUGGGUCCAGAAUGACGAGCGCGCGUGCGCUCUUAUCUACGACACGAUUGAACCCAGCGAACGGCUAGCAAAGGCUGGCCCUGUCUCGCAAGUCUACCUCAUCAAGGAUGCGCUGGGAAAACGUGCGAGCGUUGGGGACGAGUACACAAAAGGGCUCGAUGAUCUCUUCAACAUGCUCAAACGGGCGUGGCGUAUGGGUGACAUCACGCUCGAUCUCUUCAAAAGCAUCGUCGCUCUCAACUACUUCUCCAAGGCCGACGUUCAGAACAUUCAGUUCGAUCUCCAGACCCGCAUCAACAAUGCCACCAAGAACGAACCUUUCACCCCUACCGACAUUCGAAAAUUUGUUGAGGAACGUGAAUCCCUCAUCAAAGCUAACGCACGACAAAGUGCUUCUGAUAUGCAAUCCAUCGCUCUCAGCGCGUCCAUUCAGGACAAGAAACGCAAGGACAACAACGUCUGCUCCAACUGCAAGAAACCGGGACACACUGUCCAAUAUUGUAUCUCUCCCAACAGAGGCAUGGCAGGGAAGACGAUAACCGAAUCUAAGGCACAACGCAUGAAGGAUCGGGAAGCAAAGAACCCCAAACCAACAACCUCCACCUCCACCACCCCCACAAUGAUCACCCGGACGGUCAAAGACGAGUCCACGGGUGCCAUGUACCUCGUCUGCAUGCCCGAAGAUGCCAAGCCCGUCCAAACCCACGCCCUCAUCGGUGUUAGCUCGCAAACACACAUGUGUACCGACAACAUUGACACCAUGGUGUACUCUACGGACGACUUAGAGCGAGGGGAGGCAGUGUGGGGUUAUUCAUCGGCCUUUAUGGCCAUUGGUGAGGUUCCUUUUACUCAAGCGCCCACCGAAGCGCCCAUGCCACCCCCAGCUGGCACUACUGGCACGUCACCCCCACCUCACCCUGACCACACCAACUUACCGCCUGCUGAGCACAUCCGUGACUGGUCUACUGACAACAGAUGCUUCCGCGCCAGCGUCAACUGGAACAUUGCCAGCCGUCAAGUUGACAUCGCAGCCAUCGUCAUCGAGCCGCUCCACCAAUCCCAGUCCACCCCCAUCUCCACUGACACCUGCCCAUUUUACGUCGACACUGGAGCCACAGCGCACAUCUCGCCUGACCGUACCGACUUCAUCACCCUUCGCCCCAUCUCAGCACACACGAUCAAGGGUGUUGGCGGUUCAUUCAUCACUGCCAUUGGUUGCGGCGACAUCAAAUUGCGCAUCUCCCGGGGGAAAUACCUCAUUCUUCGAGACGCACUCUUUGUUCCCGCCGCGGCAGUUCGCCUUGUCUCCGUCUCAUCUGUCAUCCUCGACUCCAAUGCAACCCUCUUCUUUGACAACGAUGCAUGCUAUAUCAAUGACAAAUCAACCUGCGCUCUCCUCGCCCUACGCAUAAACCUACCCGAUAAACGCCUCUGGUCCCUCGACCUCCACUCGCCAACUGCAGAACAUGCCUUUGCCAUUACUCGCAUGCCAGACUUGGAAACCUGGCAUUGCCGUCUAGGCCAUGCCAAUUACCAAACCGUCCAAGAGAUGGCCCGUAAGGGCAUGGUCAAAGUACCCUUGCAUAGAAGUGCCGAAGAAGCGUGA
This is a messenger RNA of Cyclocybe aegerita, 1866 nucleotides long. The record is from the annotation of a GenBank genome assembly. Lineage: Eukaryota; Fungi; Basidiomycota; Agaricomycetes; Agaricales; Hemipholiotaceae.